Messenger RNA from Anguilla rostrata (American eel), 1308 nucleotides. RefSeq names its product olfactory receptor 51E1-like. The coding region runs from base 17 to 958 and encodes 313 amino acids. Gene Ontology annotation, cellular component: membrane. NCBI's taxonomy places the organism in Eukaryota, Metazoa, Chordata, Actinopteri, Anguilliformes, Anguillidae. The record is from RefSeq and is a predicted model, not a curated record. Gene Ontology annotation, biological process: detection of chemical stimulus involved in sensory perception of smell; G protein-coupled receptor signaling pathway. Gene Ontology annotation, molecular function: olfactory receptor activity; G protein-coupled receptor activity; odorant binding. The transcript has a single exon.
AUUGUACAGCUUGACUAUGGAGAAUGGAUCAGUGGUGACAUCAUUCAUAUUGAUGGCAUACACUGAACUGGAAGACCAUAGAUAUGUAUACUUCACAGGUUUCCUGUUAUUGUUCAUCCUUAUGGUAUUAAUAAAUAUAAUUCUUAUUAUAGUCAUUUACAUUGAAGCAGGUCUCCAUGAACCCAUGUAUUUUCUUCUGUGUAGCUUAGCACUGAAUGGAAUUUAUGCCACUAUAUCUUUAUUACCAUCAGUACUUGUUAAUUUAAUGUCUCAUACUUAUGAAAUAUCUCUGACUGCUUGUCUUUUACAGAUCUUUUGUAUACACACAUGUGUUUCAGUUGAAUUUACUAUUUUAGCCGUGAUGGGCUAUGACCGGUACGUCGCCAUUUGUCAUCCACUACACUAUCACCAAUUAAUGUCUCAUAGAAAAGUGUGCACCCUUAUGGCAUUAUCCUGGAUUUAUCCAUGUACUAUUUUUGGACUCUAUUUCAUAUUAACUGUACAGCGGACAUUUUGUGGCAGGAUCAUAGAAAAAGCAUAUUGUGUCAAUUUUGAAUUAGUUAAACUGUCUUGUUUUGAAACUUCUAUUCAGAGCAAAGUUGGCUUUGCUGUAACUAUUUUUGUAAUUGUGCCACAGCUGCUCAUGAUACUAUUUUCCUAUGCACAAAUACUCAGAAUCUGUAUGUAUGCUUCUAAGGAAUCUCAGGCCAAAGCUCUUCAAACAUGCACCCCACACAUACUGGCUGUGAUUAACAAUGCAGUGGGUAUACUUUUUGAAAUCAUGCAGACUCGUUUCAACGUGAGUCAUAUACCUAAUAAAGCUCUCUUAUUCAUGUCCCUUUACUUCAUUAUAAUUCCCCCAUUGUUUAAUCCUGUAAUUUAUGGAAUUAGCAUUCAAGCAAUCAGGGUUCAGAUUUUCAAACGGUUUACUGGUAAGAAAAAUAAGUUAAUAAUGUAAUAUAUCUGCCAAGAUAAUUCAAGCUUCUUUCCUGUUUGCAUAUUAGCAUUUAUCAGAUACUCUCAUGCAGAGUGACAUACAUCAGUUAUAUUAAAAAAAAGUAAAUUAUAUUAAAAUUGAUAGGCCCUGUUCCCUAACCAUUGUACUACACUACCCCCCAAAUGAAGUUCUUAUUCACUCAUAGUUCAUAGUUUUGGGAAUCUUGUUGUCAUGUGUUUGUUAUUCGUACUGUGAUUUUGAUGUUGUUAAGUCACAUUUGAUACCCAUCACACCAUGUUUUUAAAAAUAAAUAAACCUUGAUUUUUUUCAUCAGUAUUCUUGUUCAUGGUAUGAUACUUGUGCUGGUAAAU